UGGACCAGAAGACCGGGGAAACAGACGAGGCCUAUCAGGCCCGCAUGUUAGCCUGGAGUACCGAGACAAAGAAGUGGGCAGAUGACGCUGCCGCGGCAGCCGAGAAAAGGGCAGAGGAUGCCGAACAGGCACGUCUGCUGGCCAUGGAACAACAACACCAGCUCGACGAGGCAGCAGCAAGGGCUGCCGAUGAAGAAAGAACACAGCGUCGUGAGAAGAUAUUCACCGGAGAGCGGGCRUUACUUACCAUGGCAGCAGAAUGGCGAAGCAAGGYCGAGAACAACCAGUUGGAGGACAGCGCAAACAAGAUAGCGCUCCUCCUCUCGCAUCUCACGGAUCUCCUGGCAACCUGCAUUACACAGCAGGCGGAGAUCCUUGGUCUCGAGAACUCGGUAACUAACCUCCAAGACCGCCUUCAGCGGGUGGAGCAGCGACCAGUCGCCGUUGCCGACGCAGGCUCUUCCAAUACUGCCGCCUGCCUCACCGCAUUGGAGAUGCACGUCGGCUCCCUCCAGGACGGCGCUGAGUUACAACAGACCGCGACGCAACAAUUGCAGCAGCGGAUCUGCACUACCACCACCACCUCGAGUCCGGAGCCGCGCGAGACAACUCCUAAGUUCGAUGGGCAGGAGAUCUUCCACAACUCAAUCAAGACAGAUCCAAUUCCAUGGUUUCGCAAGUUCGAGCUCACGCUGCAACUCCACAACGUCAAGGAAAACAAGCACCAUGCUUACUUGUGCUCUCGCUCAGGGGGCGCGUGUCAGGCGUGGUUAGACAACUUGUUGUCCAAGUACGGAGUGGUAGCAACGGACUUGCACACCAUGAUCAGCUGGGAUGAUCUGAAGGCAGCGUGGCACAAGCGGUUCCAGGUAAAGCCACCAGAGAUCAAAGCCAUGGACAAGCUUAUGGUCUUCGAGCAAGGCUCGCUGCCGAGUACGGACUGGAUCGCCGAGUACCAACGCUUGACGUCAGUCUCACACAUCCAGAUGGGCUUCAAGGCCAUUCGCCACUACUUCAUCUCAAGGUCAUGUCCGACAUUGAGCAAUGCCCUGGCGCAUGUCGAGGACACCUUGACGACGACGGCGGAACUAUUCGACAAGGCGACGCAGAUCAUCGUUACGAACAAGGAGGCCAAGAGCCUCCGUUCUUCUACGUCAGGCCCGAGCGGAAACCAGCAUCGGCCACGAGUGACCGUGGUCGCAGCUGCAGCGCCGUUAGACCAAACCAGCGAGGCUGCGUCUGCCAGUGAAGGAGACAGAUUCGCAGCCGCCCGGGAAGGUGGCCGCGCCGGCAGAGGCCGAGGGCUGUUUGCCGGACCACGAUGCGCAACACUUAGCGCUCAUCUCCACACUUACCUUUCCUUCUAUGCACCACGAACUUCGCCGACGGAUGACGAAGUCACGGUGGGGGACAUCCUGGCGUAUGUUACCAAGGUGGCCCGCGAGUUUCGCACGCAGCGGUAUGAUAACAACAAUGCACCGCUCAUGUAUGUCCGCAUCCAGGUUGGGCAAGCGUCCUGCAGCGCUUUGCUGGAUAGCGACACGACUCACAACUUCAUGAGCCAGUCUUUUAUGCAAAGAGCUGGCCUUGGCGCUCAGGUUCGGAGGAAGGCAAACCCGACGGCGAUCAAGUUGGCGGAUGGUAAGACGCAGCACCUUCUCGACCGUUACAUCGAGGCCGUACCAGUCUACUUCGCACCUCAUGUAUGCGAACCGGUAACAUUCGAUAUUCUCGACACGGACUUCGACAUCAUUCUGGGAAUGCCUUGGCUCGCAAGUGCGGAUCACACGGUCAACUUCCAUCGGCGGACUCUUAGCGUUCGCGACGCCUUCGCCGCAGAAGUGGCGUGUACGAUUCCUCGACCGCACUCUUCGAUCCGGUGCCAAGUGGUGACGGCCAUAUCAUUCCGGGCGACUUGUGCUUACGAGCAGCCCGAGGAGAUCGGCAUAUGUUUCCUACGGAUCGUCGCGGUAGCCGACUCUUCACCCACGGACUUGUCUUCGGACCCCCGUGUGGUACGGUUGCUAGACGAGUUCGCCGACAUCUUCGAGUCACCUACCGGUGUGGUGCCAGGUCGGCUAAUCUCUCACGAGAUCAUUCUUGAGGCCGGUGUCGCGGCGAUGACCAAUGAGUUCCGUGCAAUGUUGGACCGGUUUGUGCUGGUCUACUUAGACGAUAUUCUCGUCUACAGCCGGACAUUAGAGGAUCAUCUUGGACAUCUUCAACGAGUGUUAGAGACACUCUGUCGUGCCAAGUACAAGGCCAACCGCGACAAGUGCAAAUUUGCCCGGCAAGAGCUUGAAUACUUGGGCCAUUUUGUCACACCGGAGGGCAUCAGUCCGCUAUCGGACAAGAUUCAGGCCGUCCAAGAGUGGCCGGAGCCUCGGAACGUCACGGAUGUCCUCUUGCUCCUCAGUCUUACCGGCUACUAUCAGCGCUUCAUCAAAGGCUACUCCAAGAUCGCAGCCCACUUGAACAAGCUUCAGUGCGAGGAUCGGCUGUUUGACUUUGGAAAGGAGGCGCGGGGAUCAUUCCUCGCUCUCAAAGCCGCGCUAUUGUCUGCCUUCAUCCGCGGUUACCAAGCCGACCCCGAGUUUCGCGACAAGUACGCGAAUUGCUCCUCGCCUAAUCCGGCUCCUUCUCACUACCGGAUCCAGGAGGGGUACUUGCUUGUCCACAUGCGGGGGAAGGACCUUCUUUGCGUACCAAGUGAUCCUCACUUGCGUACACGGCUUCUAGGCGAGUUCCACGACGCUCCCGCCACUGGACAUUUUGGAGUCAAUCGCACGAUUGGCCGACUUCGCCAACGAUUUUGGUGGCCCGGCCUUCUCAGCGACGUCACACGCUAUUGCGAGUCAUGCGAGGUUUGGCAACGCUGCAAAUACCGCAACCAUCGUCCGUACGGCGAGCUACGACCAUUGCCAGUCCCCUUGAGGCGAAGGGAAGUGAUUGACAUAGACAUCACCGGCCCGUUCCCCAAGCACAAGACCGGAGUGGAUGGGAUUCUCACGGUGGUCGACCGACUCACCAAGUUCGCUAUGUUUUUGCCUUGUCGCUAUCAUGCCGAGGCACCGGAGUUGGCCGAGGUUCUGUACGCCGGUUGGAUUCUCACCAAGGGUUACCCCAAGGAGAUCGUCUGCGACCGCGACACUCGGUUCGUGUCCGAUUUUUGGUUGGCGCUCAUCAAGCGAUGGGGCUCAUCUCUCAAGCCCAGUUCAGCUCGCCACCCUCAGACCGAUGGCCAGACGGAGAGGGCGCAUCAGACCGCACAGGUUCUCCUUCGCACUCUCAUCCGCCCCGACCAGAAAGAUUGGGUUGAGUGACUGCCGGACGUUGAGUUGGCCUACAAAUCUUCCAUCCACCCGGCUAUUGGGAUAUCGCCCUUCGAGUUCGAGCACGGCUCG
Messenger RNA from Chara braunii, 3404 nucleotides. The record is from the annotation of a GenBank genome assembly. NCBI's taxonomy places the organism in Eukaryota, Viridiplantae, Streptophyta, Charophyceae, Charales, Characeae.